AUGGGAUCGCCGUCAUGAAGUCACUACACCUCUUGUGCCUCUUAGGGGCCCUCGCAUUCGCCUCGGGAGUAGAGAUACCAGACGAACUCAAAGAGAUGGUACAGAUGGUUCACGAUCAAUGUAUAGGAGAAACAGGAGCAAGUAAUGAUGCAAUCGAAGCAACAAAAAAAGGAGUCUUCCCGGCGGAUGACCAAAAGUUAAAGUGCUAUUUGAAAUGCAUUUACAGCAACAUGGGUGCGAUUUCAGACGAAGGUGAAUUAGAUGCUGAAGCAUUUUCAUCCGUGAUGCCAGAGGAAUUAGGGGCUGUUUUAAAUCCAAUGAUUAAUAAAUGCAAAGGAGUCACUGGUCCAGAUGGUUGUGAACUGGCCUUCAACUUCAACAUUUGCUUGUACAAUGCCGAUCCCAAGAACUACCUCGUUAUAUAAAGAAGACAUCAUGAAAGCAGUUUAUGACUGAGCAAGAUAUAUUUCUGAUUGGAACACAAGCAAUCUGCUGCCUUUAGUUGAAAACCGGGAGUAAAAUCAAUAAUUUAUUUCAAUCAAUUUUAAAGUGUACAAAUAAAAUUAACGUAUAUUU
Messenger RNA from Nezara viridula (southern green stink bug), 576 nucleotides. The record is from the annotation of a GenBank genome assembly. Lineage: Eukaryota; Metazoa; Arthropoda; Insecta; Hemiptera; Pentatomidae.